UCCCGUCAAGUCGUUGGCUACGCAGGCGCAGAAGCAGCUGCACCCGGCCCGUCAGCUCCUGCACAGGAGGAAGCCGCCAUGGAGUCAUACGAUGUGAUCGCUAACCAGCCCGUGGUGAUUGAUAAUGGCUCUGGGGUGAUAAAAGCUGGAUUCGCAGGUGAUCAGAUCCCGAAAUAUUGUUUUCCAAACUAUGUUGGCCGACCUAAGCAUAUUAGAGUCAUGGCGGGUGCCCUGGAAGGAGACUUAUUUAUUGGACCAAAGGCAGAGGAACACAGAGGGCUCCUGUCUAUUCGAUAUCCGAUGGAACACGGGAUUGUCAAAGACUGGAACGACAUGGAACGUAUCUGGCAGUAUGUCUACUCAAAGGAUCAGCUGCAGACCUUUUCUGAAGAGCAUCCCGUUCUGCUCACAGAAGCCCCCUUGAACCCACGGAAAAACCGUGAACGAGCGGCUGAAGUUUUCUUUGAGACGUUCAAUGUUCCAGCUCUGUUCAUCUCCAUGCAAGCCGUCCUCAGCCUGUAUGCAACAGGAAGGACAACAGGAGUUGUGUUGGACUCUGGGGAUGGAGUGACGCACGCUGUCCCUAUCUACGAAGGCUUCGCCAUGCCGCACUCCAUCAUGAGAAUUGACAUUGCUGGCCGAGACGUCUCCCGCUUCCUUCGCCUUUAUCUCAGGAAGGAGGGCUAUGACUUCCACACUUCAGCUGAGUUUGAAAUUGUCAAAACUAUCAAAGAGCGUGCCUGCUACCUGUCCAUAAAUCCACAAAAGGAUGAGACAUUGGAGACAGAGAAGGCUCAGUAUUACUUACCUGAUGGGAGCACUAUUGAGAUUGGUCCGGCCCGAUUCCGAGCCCCUGAGCUGCUGUUCCGACCAGAUCUAAUUGGGGAAGAAUGCGAAGGAAUCCACGAGGUCUUAGUGUUUGCCAUUCAAAAGUCAGACAUGGACCUGAGGCGAACUUUAUUCUCCAACAUUGUGUUGUCUGGCGGAUCCACUCUAUUUAAAGGUUUCGGGGACCGGCUUCUAAGUGAAGUGAAAAAAUUAGCACCAAAAGAUGUAAAAAUAAGGAUAUCUGCUCCUCAAGAACGAUUAUACUCUACAUGGAUUGGUGGAUCCAUUUUGGCCUCUCUGGACACGUUCAAGAAAAUGUGGGUCUCAAAGAAGGAAUACGAAGAAGACGGACCCAGAGCUAUCCACAGGAAAACCUUCUAACGUCAAGGAAGACCAAAUCACGUUAUCUGUCCACUUCAGUUUAAAACUCGCUUUUUGAGUAUGAGAGUGUGGUCGGGAGGUGACUGGGUGUGUAUGAAUGUGUCUGUAUGCGCUCUCCGGCAUGCCAAGAAGGGGUCAUACAAAGGUAAAAGAUCUGACAUGGUAAAGACCAGCAGAGAGCUCCAAGGAGAGGAAAGCCUUUAUCCCAUUCCUAUUUAUGUGUUCCCUUGCGCCAGGGUUCGUAUAAAGGUCCGUCGCGACAGUUCUUUUAUCGCGUUAUAGCCAAUUUAACCCUAACAUAACCGUAUGUGAGAUCUAAACAAAGUGAAGGGGGGUCCAUGUUGGAGUGGAUCGGGAUCUGUUCAGUUUUGACCCCCGCACUUAUACUGCCGCACAGGCCUCCGGAAAUGCAUUUUCUUUGACUCUACAAAGGAAACUGUAACAUGUCAAAUUCGUCUAAACUCCAUGAAUUUUGGAAAAUGUUUCUAUUGCAUGUAAUAAAGAAACUGUAUAGUUAUAUAGUUAGA
Molecule: messenger RNA, 1736 nt
Organism: Bufo bufo (common toad)
Lineage: Eukaryota; Metazoa; Chordata; Amphibia; Anura; Bufonidae
Gene: ACTR1A
Product: actin related protein 1A
Exons: 11
Coding region: 79-1209 (376 amino acids)
Source: RefSeq, a predicted model, not a curated record